Rhopalosiphum padi (bird cherry-oat aphid) is the source of this 1336-nucleotide messenger RNA. Its product is annotated as la protein homolog. The transcript is spliced from 2 exons. Lineage: Eukaryota; Metazoa; Arthropoda; Insecta; Hemiptera; Aphididae. Gene Ontology annotation, molecular function: RNA binding. Gene Ontology annotation, cellular component: ribonucleoprotein complex; cytosol; nucleus. The coding region runs from base 434 to 1081 and encodes 215 amino acids. The record is from RefSeq and is a predicted model, not a curated record. Gene Ontology annotation, biological process: RNA processing; positive regulation of translation.
AUAAUAAUAAUAGCUCAAAUAGCUAUAGUAAGUAGGUACUUUGACACUGUCAACACUAGAUAACUAUUAUUUUUGUAUUGUUACUUAUAUAAUCAAAUGAAAACAACAACAAUCGGACAUAAAAAUAGUUCGCAUAAAACUGGCAUACAACACCUUAGUUCGUUUAGUUCAGUCUGAGAUCCAAAUGCAACAAUGAGAUGAUUGCUGUCUCCCGGACACAAUGAUUUAAUAAUCAAUAGGUUAUAUUAUAUUAUCCUUACGUCAUACAUAAGUCUUUUGGUGUUGAAAUUAAUUUAUAGUUAAGUUAUCUUUAUACCUAUGUUUUAUUGAUUAUUCGUACUACCCACAUUCAAUCGCCAACGGGUUAGGGAAUAUUGUAUUUUUGGUUUUCACCGUACAUGAAGAUUCCGUUAUUGAAACAGUCGAAAUCGCAAUGGCAGCGUCCAGCUUCAAACAUGUCACCGGAGUCUGGGGACAGGAGUGUUCCAGUUCCGGAACCGCGGACCGAGAUUCGAGAAUUGUCAAACAACUUGAGUUCUAUUUUAGCGAUACCAAUUUGCCGUAUGACAAGUUCCUUCAGGCUCAGAUCAAGCAUGAUAACGGCUGGGUGCCGAUCAGCGUACUGUUAACGUUCAAAAUGUUGAAGUCCAUCACCAGAAACUCGGACGUGAUCGCAUCAGCCGUCAAGAACGCUGAUGAUAGUAUCGUGGAAGUCGACAAAACGGACAAAAAAAUCAGACGUAAACCGAAAAUCGUCGCACCAGUCCCUGAACGCAGUUUGUUCAAGAAAAUCGUCGAUCGGUCAAUUUAUUGCAGCGGUUUCCCGAAGACGGCUACCGUGGACGAACUUUUGGAAUUCGCCAAGACCUUUGGCGACAACGUCAUUACGAAAACGACUUUUAUGAGAUUCAAGUCUAAAGCUUUUAAUGGUUCCCUUUAUUUUACGUUCAGCUCUAAAGACGAGGCGGAAAAGUUUUUAGAAAAAAAAUCUGUCGAAUAUAAUGGUGUUGAAAUAGAGCGUAUGUGGGAGAGUGACUUUUUAGGAAAUUACAAAGCCAAUAGCCCAUUUAAUUAUGAAUAAUAUUUAUAAUAAUGUUCCGAUAUACAUAAUAUUACACCAGCUAGUUGAUCGGGAGUUCGCGACACACAGUUUAAGAAACGUUGCCAUACACACUACACAUUAUAUACAUUAAAUUAUUAGAAAGGUUAAUUAAGUUUAUUUGUUACUAUAGUUUAAUUUUUUUUAAAUACUUAUUUGAUUAAUGUUUAACACUAACAACAAAAACAGCCUAUACUCUAUAGACGGUCAGUUUUUUUAAAACUGUAGUUAUGUCAU